AUGAUAAGAUUUGUGUAGUGUGGGUUGGUGCAGAGGAGGAGCAGAGAGAGAUAAGGGCGGAGAUGCGAGUAUUCCUGCUUUCGAGGAUUCGUGCACGUUUCCGCGUCCCGAUGAUUUCCUCCCUAUAAAUAUCUCGCAAACCCUAAUUGCCCUUUUCCAAUUACAUAUUUCAAACCGAAUCUAUUCUUUCCGGAUUGCGGUGGACUGGCUUCGCUUCGCCUUGCGCUGCCCUGACCCACCUCGAUUUUUAUUUUCUUCUGCAAUUCCUCCUAAAUUUUUGUUCUAAUUUAAUGCGCGUCGAUACUAUUUGAUUCGUCGGUUCGAAAUAUGUUGUAGCCAGCCAGACAGCCACAGAAAUUCAAUUUGACGUAUUGGGAUUGGGCUUCCGUUAUUUUUCGCUUCUUUGUUUGUAUUCUGUUACUUGAGGAAGAAAUUGUAUUAUUAGAAUCAGACGGUUGCUAUGGCGGUUGCUUACCCGCAUUUUCCGGUUCCUGAAGCCCUUGCCGCAGUUGAGUCGCAGGAGAAGAUGGUGCCUUCUGCCGCGUCGCCGUCGUGUCCGCUCACGCAGGAUGAUUUGAAGAGGAUUUCCGCGUACAGAGCCGUGGAGCAUGUCAGAUCGGGAAUGGUGGUAGGGCUCGGCACGGGUUCCACCGCCAAGCACGCCGUCGACAGGAUUGCGGAGCUAUUGCGGCAGGGGAAGUUGAAGGACAUCGUUGGCAUCCCUACGUCUACGAAAACUCACGAACAAGCCGUGUCGUUAGGGAUUCCGCUUUCAGAUCUCGAUUCGCAUCCAGUUGUGGAUUUGUCAAUCGACGGCGCGGAUGAAGUCGACCCUAACCUAAAUUUGGUUAAAGGCCGCGGAGGCUCGCUGUUGAGGGAGAAAAUGGUGGAAUCCGCGAGCAAGAAGUUCGUCGUCAUAGUCGACGAAUCAAAAUUGGUGAAUCACAUUGGCGGCAGCGGUUUGAACAUGCCUGUGGAGGUUAUCCCCUUCUGCUGGAAACAUUCCUUGAAAAGGCUCGAAGGUUUGUUUGCCGAUGCAGGCUGCGUCGGCGAGCUGCGGAAGAUUCCUCAGAGUGGGGGGAAGCCAUACGUAACCGAUAAUGGAAAUUAUAUAAUUGAUUUGUAUUUUGACAGGGACAUGGGAGAUUUGAACAAGGCUAGUGAUGCAAUCUUGAGACUUCCUGGUAUAGUCGACCAUGGCAUGUUCAUCGGAUUGGCAAGUUCGGUGAUCGUUGCCGGAGUCGAUGGCAUAACGGUGAAGACUAAAGUAGGGAAUGAAUUGCAGGUCGUUUCACUUAGUUACAAAGAUGCUUUUUAGUGUCAAACUGUGGUAUCAAUUAAUUCGUCAUGAGUCUGAUCACUGAUUAGUUCUUCUUAAUACUAUCAAUGCUCCUGUCUGUGCUGAAUUUUAAUGAAAAUUUUGGUUAGUUUUGAAA
This is a messenger RNA of Andrographis paniculata, 1436 nucleotides long. Its product is annotated as probable ribose-5-phosphate isomerase 1. The record is from RefSeq and is a predicted model, not a curated record. Lineage: Eukaryota; Viridiplantae; Streptophyta; Magnoliopsida; Lamiales; Acanthaceae. Bases 461 to 1318 code for a protein of 285 amino acids. The transcript has a single exon. Gene Ontology annotation, molecular function: ribose-5-phosphate isomerase activity. Gene Ontology annotation, biological process: pentose-phosphate shunt, non-oxidative branch.